Zingiber officinale is the source of this 3097-nucleotide messenger RNA. RefSeq names its product protein FAR1-RELATED SEQUENCE 6-like. The coding region runs from base 427 to 2898 and encodes 823 amino acids. The transcript is spliced from 7 exons. Lineage: Eukaryota; Viridiplantae; Streptophyta; Magnoliopsida; Zingiberales; Zingiberaceae. The record is from RefSeq and is a predicted model, not a curated record. Gene Ontology annotation, molecular function: zinc ion binding. Gene Ontology annotation, biological process: regulation of DNA-templated transcription.
GAAGUCCGGGUAGUUCAGGUCAGGUGCCAAUAAUAAUCGUAGCCCUCUUCUUCGUUUUCGCCGUUGCCCUCGCUCUUACCGGGAUGAACCCUAAAUUCUCUUAUCUUCCCUGAUUGAACAAGAAACGGGCUGCUUUGAGUCGAUCGAAUCUAAGUGUUUGUCUCUUCACGCUCCUUGAUCUCAUCCAGGGAGGAGAAAUGAUUGUGAAGGAUAGUGAUACUUCUUUAGAUCUUUGGUAUGAUGAGGAGAGAGCUGCCAGCAUUAGCAUGGGAGGAAUGAAGCAUAUUGGCUAGAUACAUUGCAUCUCACAACUGGUACAUUGUAAAUAGAAUUUCUAUUUCUUGCUGCAGGUUACUCAGCAAGUCCAUGCUGCCAGCAUCCUUUGUCCUUAUUUUGCCAGGUUAAACUUGUAGUUGUUUCCAGAGUAUGGAAACUGAUACAAUCAUUGAAGGAGAAAUCAUUCAGGCCAAAGAAUUAGUUAUUGAGGAUGAUAUUAUUGAGGGGAAAAUUGAUAAGGCUGAACUUGAUGGUCAAUUACGGGUAGUGACAGGAGGUGAUGAUGGUGUACCUCAUUUGGGGAUGGUGUUCAGCUCCUAUGGGGAAGCUGUCACUUUCUAUAAACGAUAUGCGAUGCGCACAGGGUUUGGUGUUACUAUAAAAAAGUCAUCUUUUACAACUUAUGGACUUUGCCGACGACUUGUACUUGUGUGCAGUAAAGAGGGGAAAGCACAAACAAAAGCAUGCUACCACCAAUCUAGGCCAUCAACAAAGACAAAUUGUGAAGCUGCAUUUAUAGCCAAGCUAUGGGGUGAUGGUUUGUUGCAUGUAGUUGAAGCUAAACUUGAACACAACCAUGAACUUAAUCCAUCAGAGGCUCACCUCUUUAGAUGCUAUAAAAAUAUGUCUAGUGGAGCAACUAAAGAUCUUGCUGUGCGAGCUGCAGGACGGGAGCACUUACCAUAUGUUGGUUUGGAAUUCUUAAACUCUAUUGAUGAUGGGCAAAUGAAGCUGGCGGAAGGUGACAAGGAUGCCAUUUCCCAGUUUUUUGCACGGAUGCAGACCAAAUAUCCAAAUUUUUUUUACAUGCUGGAUCUAGACAUGGAAGGUCAUUUAAGGAAUGUGUUUUGGGCUGAUCCUAGGUCAAGAUCAGCAUAUCAUUGUUAUGGUGAUGUUGUUUACUUUGAUUCAACCUAUCUGAAAAAUGAAUACAAGAUUCCUCUUGUUCUAUUCGUUGGGUCAAACAAUCAUGGUCAACAGGUGUUGUUAAGCUGUGGUUUACUUGCUGAUGAAACCCCUGGAAACUACUUGUGGUUAUUUAAGGCCUGGCUGACAUGUAUGUCGGAGCACUAUCCAAAUGCUAUCAUCACUGAUCAAUCUAAGACUAUUCAAAGUGUGGUUGCCAAAAUAUUACCAGAAGUCCGCCAUCGAAUUUGUUUGUUUGAUAUAAGUAGAAGUAUUCCUGAGAAGUUAAGGGAACAUACAGAAUGUAAGACGAUUCAUAAGGCCAUGACUGAAUUAAUACACAAUUCUUUAAAAAUUGAUGACUUUGAAGAAGGCUGGCAGAACCUGACUAAAACAUAUGAACUUGAGGCUAAUGAAUGGUUGAACUCUUUAUAUGAAAAUCGGAAACUAUGGGCACCUGUUUAUCUGAAGGAUAUGUUUUGGGCUGGGUUGUCCACUACACUCGACGAAAAGGAUGCAAGCCCUUUUUUUGAGGGGUUCGUUUAUCCUGAAACUUCUUUACAGCAAUUUUUAGAAAAUUAUGAUUUAGUUUUGCAAACCAAAUAUGAGUUGGAAGCAAAAGCAGAUUUUGACUCAUACCACAAGAGCCAGGUUACGGUAUCAGAUUCUCCUAUGGAGCAACAACUUUCUGAAAUAUACACACUUAGCAUGUUUGAAAUUUUCCAGAAUGAGUUAAAGGCAGCUCUUUAUUGCCAGGUUUCACUAGUAAAGGUAGACGGCUCUAUAUCUACAUUCGAGGUACGGGUAUGUUCCUACACUGGAAGUGUUGAAAGAGAGAAUGACAAGUAUUAUGAGGUGCUGUAUCAGGUUGAUGAAUUUCAGGUGCAAUGUAUAUGUGGCUUCUUUCAGUUCACAGGGAUCUUAUGCAGACAUGCUUUGUCAGUACUAAGUUUACAGCAAGUGUAUGAGGUUCCACCUCAGUACAUCCUCAAUCGUUGGAGAAAGGAUUUCAAGCUUUUGAAUGCUUUGGAGCAUUCCUCAAAAGACUUUUAUGGCAAUCGGCAGGUUGAGCAGUACGAUUCUCUUUCGUUGCGUUGCCUUCAACUUGUUGAAGUGGGUAUGGUGUCUGAUGAGAAGUACCAGCUUGCUCUGAAGUUAAUUAGAGAAGUGGAAAGAUCUCUGUUAGAUGAUAACACGUUUCAGGAUUUGCACAAUAGGUUCAUGUCUUCUGUUACUAGGUUGACUGGAAGCGAUGAAAAUCAUGGAGCAUCACAGGCUGGUAUCAUUGAUGGUGACAAAACUUCUAAUUCUGUUUCAACUAAGCGAAGAGGACGCCCACCCAAGAAAAGGAGAGAAUGUGAAGCAGAACCAGUUAAUGACUCAAAUGGCAAAAAGGAUCCUUUGAGGACAUCAACUGAUGGGCACCAGAGCAAUUUGUUUCAAUCUUCAUCAACUGCUGCCCAAUUUGGCACUCAUGAGAGAACACAUGGAAUGAUCGAUAUAAUGGAAGAAGUCAACCAAAAUGACUUGGGAUUUGGUGCUCAUUAUGGACUGCAAACAAACCACCAGCAUCCUCUAAGCAAUCAACUGCAAUCUGGCCCUACAUUGCAGAGCCAUUUUGGACAGCAAAAUCUUGGAGAUCCAUCAAGAAUGCAUUGGCACAUCCAACAAAUGUUGCAGGAAAAUCAGACACCGUUCGGUAGGAGGCCUGGGUAGCGAAGCCAUUAUUUUUCUCGGAUUAACCUCAGCGACAUGAGCGAUUGUUCGACGAGGAAUGCUGGCUGUUCAUAGGGAUUUGUGUACUCUAUGAAGAUCAUGAUGCCAUUUGGUUAAUCAAGUUUUUUUAAUGUAAAUAUGGACGUGUAAUCUAUUGGAAGCAUUCGGUAUAAAGCUUUUGCUUCGAUCGUUUUUAACA